AUCUAAAGUUUUGGAUCUGAUAGUUUUAGGAUCAAACAUCUUUGUAGCCUAUCAAAAAUCUUGUAAAACUUACAAAGGUUAAACAAUUAAUUUAAUAUUUUAUAUAUAAUGCAAUAUGCAUAUAUAUCCAAUCUGCACGUGCUUUAUUAAAAUAAUCUCAAUCUAACCUUAAAUUAAUUUAUAUAAUAUGAUAAUUUCUUUAGUUCAUUAAAAUAUAUCUAUAAUUAUUUGUGUAAAUAUAUUUUAGCAAAAAAUAUAUCAUUACAAUGGCUAUGCAAGUUCCUACAAAUGUGGAUCCUGAACAAAUUAAAUCUGUUCGAGAUUUUGUGGCAUCUUAUAAUAAAUUGAUAGAAACAUGUUUUCUUGACUGUAUAAAUGAAUUUACUACACGAGAUGUCAAAGCAAAAGAAGAAACUUGUGCUCUAAACUGCAUGGAAAAAUAUUUAAAGAUGAAUCAAAGAAUAUCACAACGGUUUGAAGAAUUUCAAAUGCUUGCUAAUGAAAAUAUACUUGCAGCUCAAAAAAAAUUAGAUAGUAAAGAGUCUUAAAUAUUGUAUUAAUAAAAAUAUAUAAAUUAAAUAUUUUU
This is a messenger RNA of Apis florea (little honeybee), 586 nucleotides long. It is a transcript of the gene Tim9a, whose product is annotated as translocase of inner membrane 9. Lineage: Eukaryota; Metazoa; Arthropoda; Insecta; Hymenoptera; Apidae. The record is from RefSeq and is a predicted model, not a curated record.